AUGUGUGGAAACUACUACGGUAACUCCUGUGGCUCUGGCUGUGGAUACGGCUAUGGCUGUGGAUUUGGCCCCUAUUAUGGCCGUGGCUAUGGAUCCGGAUAUGGCUGUGGCUAUGGAUCCGGAUAUGGCUGUGGCUAUGGAUCCGGAUAUGGCUGUGGUUAUGGAUCCGGAUAUGGCUGUGGUUAUGGAUCCGGAUAUGGCUGUGGUUAUGGAUCUGGAUAUGGCUGUGGAUAUGGCUCUGGCUGUGGCUAUUGGGGCUACCGGCCACUGUGCUAUAGAAGAUGUUACUCUUCUUGCUGCUAG
Rhinolophus ferrumequinum (greater horseshoe bat) is the source of this 303-nucleotide messenger RNA. RefSeq names its product keratin-associated protein 21-1-like. The record is from RefSeq and is a predicted model, not a curated record. Gene Ontology annotation, biological process: hair follicle development. The transcript has a single exon. Bases 1 to 303 code for a protein of 100 amino acids. NCBI's taxonomy places the organism in Eukaryota, Metazoa, Chordata, Mammalia, Chiroptera, Rhinolophidae.